Chionomys nivalis (European snow vole) is the source of this 1126-nucleotide messenger RNA. Its product is annotated as farnesyl pyrophosphate synthase-like. Gene Ontology annotation, cellular component: cytoplasm. Gene Ontology annotation, molecular function: dimethylallyltranstransferase activity; (2E,6E)-farnesyl diphosphate synthase activity. The record is from RefSeq and is a predicted model, not a curated record. Gene Ontology annotation, biological process: trans, trans-farnesyl diphosphate biosynthetic process. Lineage: Eukaryota; Metazoa; Chordata; Mammalia; Rodentia; Cricetidae.
AAGUCGCGUUAAGGAGCAGAAUGAAUGGGAACCAGAAAUUGGAGGCUUGUAACCAAGACAGGCAGGAUUUUGUCCAGCACUUCUCCCAGAUUGUCAAGGUGCUGACUGAGGACGAGCUAGGACACCCGGAGACAGGCGAUGCCAUUGCCCGGCUCAAGGAGGUCCUGGAGUACAAUGCUGUGGGAGGCAAGUACAAUCGGGGUUUGACUGUGCUCCAAGCCUUCUGGGAGCUGGUGGAGCGGAAACAGGAUGCCGAGAGUCUGCAGCGGGCCCUGACUGUGGGCUGGUGUGUGGAACUGCUCCACGCUUUCUUCCUUGUGUCAGAUGACAUCAUGGAUUCUUCUCUCACUCGACGCGGACAGAUCUGCUGGUACCAGAAGCCAGGCAUAGGCUUGGAUGCUGUCAAUGAUGCUCUGCUUCUGGAAGCCUGCAUCUACCGCCUGCUGAAGUUGUACUGCAGGGAGCAGCCCUACUACCUGAACCUGCUGGAGCUCUUUCUGCAGAGCUCCUAUCAGACAGAGAUUGGGCAGACCCUUGACCUCAUAACAGCACCCCAGGGCCAUGUGGAUCUUGGUAGAUACACUGAAAAGAGGUACAAAUCUAUUGUCAAGUACAAGACGGCUUUCUAUUCUUUCUACCUGCCUGUCACGGCUGCCAUGUACAUGGCAGGCAUUGAUGGGGAGAAGGAACAUGCCAAUGCCAAGAAGAUCCUGCUGGAGAUGGGCGAGUUCUUUCAGAUCCAGGACGACUACCUUGAUCUCUUCGGUGACCCCAGUGUGACUGGAAAGGUCGGCACUGACAUCCAGGACAACAAAUGCAGCUGGCUGGUGGUUCAGUGUCUGCUACGAGCCACUCCGCAACAGCGUCAGAUCUUAGAGGAGAAUUACGGGCAGAAGGACCCAGAGAAGGUGGCACAGGUGAAAGCGCCGUAUGGAGCGCUGGAUCUGCCAGCUGUGUUCCUAAAGUACGAGGAAGACAGCUGCAGCCGCCUCAAGAGCCUCGUGGAGCAGUACUCUGCACCGUUGCCCCCAGCCAUCUUCCUGGAACUAGCAAAGAAGAUCUACAAGCGGAAAAAGUGACCUCGAGCUUGCAAAGGCUUUGAGGGAGGGAUCUCAAUAAAUUAUUG